Molecule: messenger RNA, 686 nt
Organism: Sorex araneus (European shrew)
Lineage: Eukaryota; Metazoa; Chordata; Mammalia; Eulipotyphla; Soricidae
Product: phospholipid hydroperoxide glutathione peroxidase-like
Exons: 1
Biological process (GO): response to oxidative stress
Molecular function (GO): glutathione peroxidase activity
Source: RefSeq, a predicted model, not a curated record
GAGCCAAAGGAAGCAGAAGGGCAGAAUGGGAGUGCGCGUCCCGAGAUGACUGGCGCUGUGCUACCUCCAUGCACGAAUUCUCAGCCAAGGACAUAGAUGGGCGCAUGGUGAAUCUGGACAAGUACCGGGGCCACGUGUGCAUCGUCACCAACGUGGCCUCGCAAUGAGGCAAGACCGAGGUAAACUACACUCAGCUUGUCGACCUGCACGCCCGGUAUGCUGAGUGCGGUUUACGGAUCCUGGCCUUUCCCUGCAACCAGUUUGGCAAGCAGGAGCCAGGGAGUAAUGCAGAGAUCAAGGAGUUCGCUGCAGGCUAUAACGUCAAAUUCGAUUUGUUCAGCAAGAUCUGUGUGAAUGGGGACGAUGCCCACCCGCUGUGGAAGUGGAUGAAAGCCCAGCCCAAGGGCAGGGGCAUUCUGGGAAAUGCCAUCAAAUGGAACUUCACCAAGUUCCUCAUCGACAAGAAUGGCUGUGUGGUGAAGCGCUACGGCCCCAUGGAAGAGCCCCUGGUGAUCGAGAAGGACUUGCCUUGCUACUUAUAACUGCACCGAUCUUUGCCCCCACAUCGAGCCCCCCAACUGUGCCCCUCGGAGCCUUCCACCCGGCGCCCAUGACGGUCUGCCUGCAAACCAGCCCGCUGGUGGGGCAGACCCGAGAACCCGGCGUGCACCCCCUUGCCGGAGGAA